Messenger RNA from Cooperia oncophora, 489 nucleotides. Lineage: Eukaryota; Metazoa; Nematoda; Chromadorea; Rhabditida; Trichostrongylidae. The record is from the annotation of a GenBank genome assembly.
AUGGACAGAGAAAUAGAACAAAGUUUUGCGGAUAAGAUGAACGUCGCUGAAAGGAUGUCUACUUUGAUGGCUUUGGCUAAGCCUCAAAAGGUCAGCAAUACUGUCCCAAUCGUGAGGUACUACAGAAGUAUGAUAGAGGCGCACCGCAUGGCUCUGUCCUAUAUGAAGAACCAAGACCUAGAAAGGGCUUUGAUCUUGCUUGUUCGGUUCUGCAGUUUUACUAUCGAGGAACUACCGAAACACCCCGAUUUUGGCUCCUUUGGUGGAGAGGAGAAAAAGGCUGUCUUCGCGUUGUUGAAGCCUGCUCUUGAACGUGCUGAAAACCUGAAGAAAGUGCUGAAAGCCAGAUUUGAAGCAGAAGCCGAGGAGGCGAGUAAAUUUUACGCUGCUCAUCAAGCUGAACUGGAUGCGCGACGAUACCAAAAAGACCACGUUGUUGAUAGACCUACCACAGUGGGUGCAGAAGCGAACGCGGUCGAUAUUGUGUAA